CCUCCACAGAAGCUGAACUCCUCUUCUCGUCAAGCUCGAAUCUUUCUCGCCCUCUUUUAAUAUGGCCAAAGGACCCGUUAAGUACUUUGUCGUUGACGGGUUCACGGACUCGGCUUUCAAGGGGAACCCGGCCGCCGUUUGUUUAUUAGAGGAGGAGAGAGACGAGGAAUGGUUGCAAUCAUUAGCUGCUGAGUUCAGCAUCCCAGUGACUGGUUACUUGACUCGGAUUACUGACCCGGAAUGUGCAACUCCUAGGUUUCGUCUCAGAUGGUUCACUCCGGUGGCUGAGAUUGAACUCUGCGGUCAUGCAACAUUAGCAUCUGCACAUAUUCUCUUUGCAACUGGUUUGGUGAAUUCUGAAAUAAUUGAAUUCGACACACUGUCUGGAAUUCUGACAGCUAAAAAGGUUCCUGAUGUCAAGGCAACUGAUGCCUCCUCGAAGAUUCAGACUGGUGGAGCACAUGAAGGCUUUCUGAUUGAAUUGAAUUUUCCUGUAGAUCCUACCACUGAAUUCAAUUCUGCAGAGGUUUCGGAUAUUUCAGAAGCCUUGAAUGGUGCUUCACUGAUUGAUAUCAAGAGGACAACUACUUCAGAUGACCUCUUCAUUGUGCUACCAUCAGGAAAACAUGUUAUGGAACUACAGCCACGGUUUGAUGCCAUACAAAAAUGUCCUGGACGUGGCAUAAUUGUCUCAGGUAUUGCUCCUCCAGAGUCUGGAUUUGAUUUCAUGAGUCGAUUCUUCUGCCCCAAGUAUGGUGUCAAUGAGGAUCCUGUUGGUGGGAGUGCACAUUGUACCUUGACACCAUAUUGGAGCCAAAAGCUUGGCAAGUGUGACUUCAUUGCCUAUGCGGCAUCACCUAGAGGGGGAAUCCUAAACGUUCAUUUGGAUGAACAAAACCAGAGAGUGCUUCUGCGAGGAAAAGCUGUCACUGUAAUGGAAGGCUGUGUUUUGGUUUAGAAAUGGGGUUUAAUUAAUGUCAUUAUCAAUGUAUGAUUAAAUUAAAAUAAAUCGCAAUAGUGAUUUGAAACAAUUACUGGCCCUUGUUCAUGUUUUUUUCUCAUUACAUGUAUUUAUUGUUGGUUAAUAUAUGACAUUUCACUUA
Messenger RNA from Rubroshorea leprosula, 1103 nucleotides. Lineage: Eukaryota; Viridiplantae; Streptophyta; Magnoliopsida; Malvales; Dipterocarpaceae. The record is from the annotation of a GenBank genome assembly.